This is a messenger RNA of Coprinopsis cinerea okayama7#130, 817 nucleotides long. Its product is annotated as growth factor. Gene Ontology annotation, cellular component: mitochondrion. NCBI's taxonomy places the organism in Eukaryota, Fungi, Basidiomycota, Agaricomycetes, Agaricales, Psathyrellaceae. The transcript has a single exon. Gene Ontology annotation, molecular function: flavin adenine dinucleotide binding; flavin-dependent sulfhydryl oxidase activity. Bases 1 to 723 code for a protein of 240 amino acids. The record is from RefSeq and is a predicted model, not a curated record.
AUGGCAGUUGAAGCAACUUCUACACCUUCAAAUGGAAAACCAAAGACGACGCUGCCUCCUGGGAUGGUGAUGGGACCGGACGGCAAACCCUGCAAGAUCUGCACAGCGUUUCGAAACUGGAAGCCAGGAACCACGAACCAUACGGAAGCCGACACCGGAAGAGACAAGGCCAGAGCAGCAGACUACGCAGCGAAAGCCAAAGCUCAAGCCGGUGCUAGCCAGAACAAUUCGACGCGUGCAGCAAUGGGUGCCUUUGCAGGCUUCGCAGCAGCUGCAGCCAACACUUCGGCCAAAUCGACCAACGGCCAAGGCACUACCCAGACCGGAAGUCAACCAGUCGAGGGCACCUCCCAACUAUCCGCAAGGCCCUUGGAACCUCCAGCCGACUGUCCACCCGACGUAGAAGUUCUCGGACGCGCGACCUGGACGUUCCUGCACACUGCCGCCGCCUACUACCCGGACAAACCAACCCCAACCCAACGAGCCAAUAUGCUGAUGCUCCUCCGGUCCCUGCCCAUCGUCUACCCCUGCUCAUGGUGCGCCGACGACUUUGGGAAAAGCAUCGACCACAACCCACCCGACGUCAGCAGCCGCGAACGACUCAGCUUGUGGUUGUGCCAGCGACAUAACGAGGUCAACGAGAAGCUCGGGAAGGAAAAGUUCGACUGUUCCAAGGUGGACGAACGAUGGAAGGAUGGUCCUCCAGAUGGCCGCUGCGAUUAGACAUAUUUCCCAACCUAUUCCCUACAUUUUUGGAGGGUAGAAUUAGAAAGCUUGGCAACUGGAAUUAGAAGUUACAUAACCCCCGAAAUAAUGU